CUGAAGCCGCCGUGUGCCCUCUGCGAGGUUGGAAAGACAGGAGGGUCACAUCAGGUGGGGAGCAGUGAAAGCCUAACGUUCGGUGAGCCGGGUCGGUGUGACGUCAUGUCGGGAUAUUCUCCGGACGAGAAGCUCCGUUUGGAGCAACUGCGGGCUCUUAGGAGGCGCUGGCUGAAGGACCAGGAACUCAGUGCCCGGGAGCCCGUCCUGCCACAUACCAAGAAGGGACCUAUAGAGCGAUUCUGGGGCAAUUUCCUGCAACAGAGGAGCCUGUGGAGGAUCUACACAUUCAAAACCUAUAAUGCCGGUGUUUUCGCCUUGACAAAACUGCUGAUCCCAGCCUGGGUUAUUCAUUACUACGUCAAGUACCAUAUUAUGGAAAAGCCCUAUGGAAUUGUGAAUUUGAAACCACGAGUUUUCCCAGGUGAUGUCAUUCUAGAGACUGGAGAAGUUAUUCCUCCGCUGGAGGAGACGCACAAUGAACAUCAUUGAAGGACUGCAAUGCUUGUUCGGUUUCCACCUUUUCAUUGCUAAAUGUGUUGCAGAAAUUUGUAUUUAACAAUAAAAUGGAAGCUUCAAAGUAUUUAUCCAUACAA
This is a messenger RNA of Spea bombifrons (plains spadefoot toad), 596 nucleotides long. RefSeq names its product NADH:ubiquinone oxidoreductase subunit B6 (gene NDUFB6). The transcript is spliced from 4 exons. NCBI's taxonomy places the organism in Eukaryota, Metazoa, Chordata, Amphibia, Anura, Pelobatidae. The record is from RefSeq and is a predicted model, not a curated record. Gene Ontology annotation, biological process: mitochondrial ATP synthesis coupled electron transport; mitochondrial electron transport, NADH to ubiquinone. The coding region runs from base 106 to 492 and encodes 128 amino acids.